Molecule: messenger RNA, 8703 nt
Organism: Talpa occidentalis (Iberian mole)
Lineage: Eukaryota; Metazoa; Chordata; Mammalia; Eulipotyphla; Talpidae
Gene: VWF
Product: von Willebrand factor
Exons: 52
Coding region: 155-8593 (2812 amino acids)
Biological process (GO): cell-substrate adhesion; blood coagulation
Cellular component (GO): extracellular matrix
Molecular function (GO): protein binding
Source: RefSeq, a predicted model, not a curated record
ACUUGGCCUUUUUAUCUCACUGCACGCAGGGAGCCCACAGCCUGCGCCGCUGCAGUGGUUGGGAGCAUGGCCUAGGGCUGGUGGCACCUUCGGAAAGUGGCUGCGUUUCCCAAGGGACCUUGGAGAUCCCUGCAGCCCCCAUUUGCAGGAGAAGAUGGCUCUUGCCAGGCUCAUGUGGGUGCUGCUUGCUCUGGCCCUCACCUUGCCAGGGACCCCUUGUGCAGACCCUCUGAGCAGGCCUUCCAUGGGCCGAUGCAGCCUCUUCGGGGAUGACUUCGUCAGCACCUUUGAUGGCAGCAUAUACAGCUUUGCGGGGGACUGCAGCUACCUCCUGGCUGGAGACUGUCAGAAACGCUCCUUCUCGCUUGUUGGGGAUUUCCAAAAUGGCCACAGAGUGAGCCUCUCCGUGUACCUGGGGGAAUUUUUUGAAGUCCACCUGUUUGUUAACGGUACUGUGCUGCAGGGUGACCAAAGAGUCUCCAUGCCCUAUGCCUCUAAAGGGCUGUAUCUGGAAAGUGAGGCAGGGUACUACAAGCUGUCCAGUGAGGCCUAUGGCUUCGUGGCCAGAAUUGAUGGCAAUGGCAUCUUUCAAGUACUGCUGUCAGAUAGAUACUUCAACAAAACCUGUGGAUUGUGUGGCGACUUCAACAUCUUUGGUGAAGAUGACUUCAAGACUCAAGAAGGAACCUUGACCUCGGACCCCUACGACUUUGCCAACUCUUGGGCCAUGAGCAGUGGAGAACAGCGGUGCAAGAGAGCACUCCCACCCAGCAGCCAGUGCAACAACUCCUCUGAGGAGAUACAAAAGGACCGCUGGGAGCAGUGCCAGCUCCUGAAGAGUGCCUCGAUGUUUGCGCGCUGCCACCCCCUGCUGGACCCCGAGCCCUUUGUGGCCCUGUGCGAGAAGAUGCUGUGCACCUGUGCCCAGGAGCCCAGUUGCCCCUGUUCCGCCUUCCUGGAGUACGCCCGGGCCUGUGCGGGCCAGGGGGCCGUGCUGCAUGGCUGGACCGACCUCACCGCCUGCCGACCGGCAUGCCCUGCUGGCAUGGACUACAAGGAGUGUGUGUCCCCGUGCUCCAGAACCUGCCAGAGCCUGCAUAUCAAUGAAGUGUGUCAGGAGCAGUGCGUGGAUGGCUGCAGCUGCCCUGAGGGCCAGCUCCUGGAUGAUGGCCGCUGCAUGGAGAGAUCCGAGUGUCCCUGCGUACACUCUGGAAGGCGGUACCCCCCAGGAGCCUCCCUCUCACAAGACUGCAAUACCUGCAUUUGCCGAAAUAGCCUGUGGAUCUGCAGCAAUGAAGAAUGUCCAGGGGAGUGUCUCGUCGCAGGGCAGUCCCACUUCAAGAGCUUUGACAGCAGAUACUUCACCUUCAGUGGGGUCUGCCAGUACCUGCUGGCCCGGGACUGCCAGGACCACACCUUCUCCAUCGUCAUAGAGACGGUCCAGUGUGCCGAUGACCCCGAUGCUGUCUGUACCCGCUCGGUCACGGUGCGUCUGCCCAAGCUGCACAAUGGCCUCGUGAAGCUGAAGCACGGGGGCGGGGUUGCCAUGGAUGGCCAGGAUGUGCAGCUCCCAUUCCUGCAAGGUGACCUCCGCAUCCAGCACACCAUGAAGCCCUCCGUGCGCCUCAGCUACGGGGAGGACCUUCAGAUGGACUGGGAUGGCCGCGGGGAACUGUUGGUGAAGAUGGCCCCUGUCUACGCCGGGCGGACUUGCGGCCUGUGCGGGAAUUACAACGGCAACAGGGGCGACGACUUCCUGACGCCCGCCGGCCUGGUGGAGCCCCAGGUGGAGGACUUCGGGAACGCCUGGAAGCUGCUGGGGGACUGCGCCGACCUGCAGAAGCAGCCCAGCGACCCCUGCAGCCUCAACCCGCGCCUGACCAGGUUCGCAGAGGAGGCCUGCGCUCUGCUGACGUCCGCCAAGUUCGCCGCCUGCCACCAGGCCGUGGGCCCCGCGCCCUUCCUGCACAACUGCCGCUACGACGUGUGCGCCUGCGCCGACGGCCGCGACUGCCUCUGCGGCGCCGUGGCCACCUAUGCCGCCGCCUGCGCCCGCAGAGGCGUGCGCGUCCCGUGGCGGGAGCCCAGCUUCUGUGCACUAAGCUGCCCACAAGACCAGGUGUACCUGCAGUGUGGGACCCCCUGCAACACCACCUGCCGUUCCCUCUCUUACCCGGAUGAAGAGUGCAAUGAGGUCUGCCUGGAGGGCUGCUUCUGCCCCCCAGGGCUCUACCUGGAUGAGAGGGGAGACUGCGUGCCUAAAGCACAGUGCCCCUGUUACUAUGACGGUGAGAUCUUCCAGCCCGAAGACAUCUUCUCGGAUCAUCACACCAUGUGCUACUGCGAGGAUGGCGUCAUGCACUGCACCUCGAGCGUAGCCCCGGGAAGCAUGCUGCCCGACACGGUCCUCGGCCGCCCCCUCUCGCACCGAAGCAAAAGGAGCCUGUCCUGCCGGCCCCCCAUGGUUAAGCUGGUGUGUCCAGCCGACAACCCCCGGGCUGAGGGGCUAGAGUGUGUCAAGACCUGCCAGAACUAUGACCUGGAGUGCAUGAGCACUGGCUGCGUGUCCGGCUGCAUCUGCCCCCCGGGCAUGGUCCGGCAUGAAAACAGAUGUGUGGCCCUGGAAAGGUGUCCCUGCUUCCAUCAGGGCAAAGAAUACGCCCCGGGAGAGACAGUGAAAAUUGACUGCAACACUUGUGUCUGUCGGGACCGGAAGUGGAACUGCACGGACCAGGUGUGUGAUGCCACCUGCUCCGCCAUUGGCAUGGCCCACUACCUCACCUUCGACGGGCUCAAAUACCUGUUCCCUGGGGAGUGCCAGUAUGUCCUGGUGCAGGACUACUGUGGCAGUAACCCUGGGACCUUCCGCAUCCUGGUCGGGAACGAGGGGUGCAGCUACCCCUCAGUGAAAUGCAAGAAGCGGGUCACCAUCCUGGUGGAAGGAGGCGAGAUCGAGCUGUUUGAUGGGGAGGUGAAUGUGAAGAGGCCCAUGAAGGAUGAGACUCACUUUGAGGUGGUGGAGUCCGGCCGCUACAUCAUCCUGCUGCUGGGCAAGGCCCUCUCUGUGGUCUGGGACCACCACCUGGGCAUCUCCGUGACCCUGAAGCAGACGUUCCAGGAGCAAGUGUGUGGUCUGUGUGGGAAUUUCGACGGUGUCCAGAACAACGACUUCACCAGCAGCAGCCUGCAAGUGGAGGAAGACCCCGUGGACUUUGGGAAUUCCUGGAAAGUGAACCCACAGUGCGCUGACACCAGUAGGCUGCCUCUGGACUCCACCCCUGCCACCUGCCACAACAACAUCUUGAAGCAGACCAUGGUGGACAACUCCUGCAGGAUCCUCACCAGUGACAUCUUCCAGGACUGCAACAAGCUGGUGGACCCCGAGCCUUUCCUGGAUGUUUGUAUCUAUGACACGUGCUCCUGUGAGUCCAUCGGGGACUGCGCCUGCUUCUGCGACACCAUAGCUGCCUACGCCCACGUGUGCGCUCAGCACGGCAAAGUGGUGGCCUGGAGGACAGCCACGUUGUGCCCCCAGAGCUGCGAAGAGAGAAAUCUCCGGGACAGCGGGUACGAGUGUGAGUGGCGCUACAACAGCUGUGCUCCUGCCUGUCCCGUCACGUGCCAGCACCCCGAGCCGCUGGCCUGCCCCGUGCAGUGUGUGGAGGGCUGCCAUGCUCACUGCCCUCCAGGGAAGAUGCUGGAUGAGCUUUUGCAGACCUGCGUGGACCCCAGUGACUGCCCCGUGUGUGAGGUGGCCGGCCGGCGCUUGGCCUCGGGAAAGAGGAUCACCUUGAACCCCAGGGACCCUAAGAGCUGCCAGAUUUGUUACUGUGAUGGUGCCAACCUUACCUGUGAAGCCUGUGGGGAGCCCGGUGGACUGGUGGUACCCCCCACUGAAGUGCCCAUCAGCCUUACCACCCCCUACGUGGAGGACACCCCUGAGCCACCCCUGCACGACUUCUACUGCAGCAAGCUGCUGGACUUGGUCUUCUUGCUGGACGGCUCCUCCAAGCUGUCAGAGGCCGAGUUUGAGGAGCUGAAGGUCUUUGUGGUGGACAUGAUGGAGCGUCUGCACAUCUCCCAGAAGCGGAUCCGCGUGGCAGUGGUGGAAUACCAUGACGGCUCCCACGCCUACAUCGACCUCAGGGACCGCAAGCGGCCCUCAGAGCUGCGGCGCAUCACCAGACAGGUGAAGUACGCGGGCAGCGAGGUGGCCUCCACCAGCGAGGUCUUGAAGUACACGCUGUUCCAAAUCUUCAACAAGGUCGACCGCCCCGAAGCCUCCCGCAUCGCCCUGCUCCUGACGGCCAGCCAGGAGCCCCCGGGGAUGGCCCGGAACUUGGUCCGCUAUGUCCAGGGCCUGAAGAAGAAGAAGGUCAUCGUGAUCCCUGUGGGUAUCGGGCCCCACGCCAACCUCAGGCAGAUCCGGCUCAUCGAGAAGCAGGCCCCCGAGAACAAGGCCUUUGUGUUCAGCAGUGUGGGCGAGCUGCAGCAGCGGAGGGACGAGAUUAUCAGCCACCUCUGUGACUUGGCCCCCGAAGCGCCCGCUCCUACCCAGCCCUCACCAAUAGCACGAGUCACCGUGGGACCGGAGCUCUUGGGGGCUUCUUCCCCAGGAUCCAAGAGGAACUCCACGGUCCUGGAUGUGGUGUUUGUCCUGGAAGGCUCAGACAAAAUUGGCGAGGUCAACUUCAACAAGAGCAGGGAGUUCAUGGAGGAGGUGAUUCAGCGGAUGGACGUGGGCCAGGACAGCAUCCAUGUUGCCGUGCUGCAGUAUUCCUACACGGUGACGGCCGAGUACACCUUCCAUGAGGCCCAGUCCAAGGGGGAUGUCCUGCAGCAGGUGCGGGAGAUCCGCUACCGGGGCGGCAACAGGACCAACACCGGACAGGCCCUGCAGUAUCUGUCUGAGCACAGCUUCUUGGCCAGCCAGGGGGACCGGGAGGAGGCGCCUAACCUGGUCUACAUGGUCACGGGAAACCCUGCCUCUGAUGAGAUCAGGCGGAUGCCUAGCGACAUCCAGGUGGUGCCCAUCGGAGUGGGUCCUCACGCCGACAUGCAGGAGCUGGAGAGGAUCGGCUGGCCCAAUGCCCCCAUUUUCAUCCAGGACUUUGAGAUGCUCCCCAGGGAGGCUCCAGAUCUGGUGCUGCAGAUGUGUUGCUCCGGGGAGGGACUGCAGAUUCCCACCCUCUCCCCUGCCCCAGACUGCAGCCAGCCCCUGGAUGUGAUCCUCCUUCUGGACGGCUCCUCUGGCUUUCCAGCUUCUUACUUUGACGAAAUGAAGAAUUUCGCCAAGGCUUUCAUUGCAAAAGCCAACCUAGGGCCCCAGCUCAUCCAGGUGUCGGUGCUACAGUAUGGAAGUGUCACGACCGUCGACGUACCGUGGAGCAUGGGCCAGGAUAGAGCCCACCUGCUGAGCCUCGUGGACCUCAUGCAGCAAGAGGGAGGCCCCAGCCAAGUUGGGGAUGCUUUGGGCUUUGCCUUGCGAUACCUGACUUCGGAAGUCCAUGGUGCCAGGCCCGGGGCCUCUAAGGCAGUGGUCAUCCUGGUCACGGACAUCUCCAUGGAUUCCGUGGAUGCAGCAGCAAAGGCCGCCACAGCCAACCGAGUGGCAGUGUACCCCAUUGGAAUUGGGGAUCGGUAUGACACGGCCCAGCUGAGGAUCUUGGCAGGCCCUGAAGCCAGCUCCAACGUGGUGAAGCUCCAGCGGAUAGAAGACCUCACCACCAUGGUCACCGUGGGUAGUUCCUUCCUCCACAAAUUGUGCUCUGGGUUCAUCAGAGUUUGCAUGGAUGAAGAUGGGAAUGAGAAGAGACCUGGGGAUGUUUGGACCCUGCCAGAUCAGUGCCACACAGUGACUUGCCUCCCAGAUGGCCAGACCUUGCUGAAGAGUCAUCGGGUCAACUGUGAUGUGGGGCCAAGGCCUUCAUGCCCCAACAGCCAAUCCCCUAUCAGGGUGGAAGAGACCUGUGGCUGCCGCUGGACCUGCCCCUGUGUGUGCACGGGCAGCUCCACACGGCACAUUGUGACCUUUGAUGGACAGCAUUUCAAGCUGACCGGCAGCUGCUCUUACGUCCUAUUUCAAGACAAGGAGCAGGACCUGGAGGUGAUUCUCCAUAAUGGUGCCUGCAGCCCCGGGGUGAGGCAGGCCUGCAUGAAAUCCAUCGAGCUGAAACAUGAUGGCCUUUCGCUGGAGCUCCACAGCAACAUGGAGGUGGCGGUGAAUGGAAGGCUGGUCCCUGUUCCUUACGUGGGCGGGAACAUGGAAGCCAGCAUCUACGGCGCCAUCAUGCACGAGGUGAGGUUCAACCAUCUCGGCCACAUCUUCACGUUCACUCCCCAAAACAAUGAGUUCCAGCUGCAGCUCAGCCCCAAGACCCUUGCUUCACAGACUUUCGGUCUCUGUGGGACCUGCGAUGAGAACGAGGCCAAUGACUUCCUGCUGAGGGACGGCACGGUCACCCCAGACUGGAAGGCGCUCAUCCAGGACUGGACCGUGCAGCAGCCAGGGCAGCCAUGCCAGCCUGUGCCCGAGGAGCAGUGUCCCGUCUCCAGCAGCUCCCCCUGCCAGGUCCUCCUCUCGGCUCUGUUUGCCGAGUGCCACAAGGUCCUUGCUCCAGCCACAUUUUAUGCCAUCUGCCAGCAGGACAGUUGCCAUCGUGAGCAAGUGUGUGAGGCGAUCGCCUCCUAUGCCCACCUGUGUCGGACCAGUGGGGUCUGUGUCGACUGGAGGACCAGUGACUUCUGCGCUAUGGCAUGCCCGCCCUCCCUGGUGUACAACCACUGCGAGCGCGCUUGUCCGCGCCACUGCGAGGGCAAUGCCAGCGCCUGUGGGGACCACCCCUCUGAAGGCUGCUUCUGCCCCCCGCGCCAAGUCAUGCUGGAAGGUAGCUGUGUCCCUGAGGAGGCCUGCACCCAGUGUGUCGGAGAGGAUGGAGUGCGGCACCAGUUCCUGGAGACCUGGGUCCCCGACCACCAGCCCUGCCAGAUCUGCAUGUGCCUCAGCGGGCGGAAGGUCAACUGCACAGACCAGCCCUGCCCCACAGCCAGAGCUCCCACCUGUGGCCCAUGCGAAGUGGCCCACCUCCUCCAGAACGUAGGCCAGUGCUGUCCGGAGUACGAGUGUGUGUGUGACCAGGUGAGCUGUGACGUGCCCCCAGUGCCUAGUUGUGAAGAUGGACUCCAGCCCACACUCACCAACCCUGGCGAGUGCAGGCCCAACUAUACCUGCGCCUGCAGGAAGGAGGCGUGCAGAAGAGAGUCCCCGCCCGCCUGCCCCCCGCACCGGACGCCGACCCUCCGCAAGACCCAGUGCUGCGAUAAGUAUGAGUGUGCCUGCAACUGUGUCAACUCCACCGUUAGCUGCCCGCUGGGGUACCUGGCCUCGACUGUCACCAAUGACUGUGGCUGCACCACGACCACCUGCCUCCCUGACAAGGUGUGCGUCCACCGAGGCACCGUCUACCCCGUGGGCCAGUUCUGGGAGGAGGGCUGCGAGGUGUGCACCUGCACGGACCUGGAGGAUGCCGUGAUGGGCCUGCGGGUGGCCCAGUGCUCCCAGAAGCCCUGUGAAGAUGGCUGCCGGGAGGGCUUCACGUACGUUCUCCGCGACGGCGAGUGCUGUGGAAGGUGCUUGCCGUCUGCCUGUGAGGUGGUGACCGGCUCACCUCGGGGGGACUCGCAGUCUUCCUGGAAGAGUGUCGGCUCUCAGUGGGCCUCCCCGAACAACCCCUGCCUCAUCAACGAGUGUGUGCAAGUGAGGGAGGAGGUCUUCGUGCAGCAGAGGAACGUCUCCUGCCCCCAGCUGGACGUCGCCCCCUGCCCCCCGGGCUUCCAGCUGAGCUGUAAGACCUCACAGUGCUGCCCCUCCUGUGGCUGCGAGCCCGUGCAGGCCUGCAUGCUCAAUGGCACCAUCAUUGAGCCCGGAAAGAGCCUGAUGAUUGACGUCUGCACAAACUGCCGCUGCACCGUGGAGGUCGGGCCGGUCUCUGGAUUCAAGCUGGAGUGCAGAAAGACCACCUGCAAGGCCUGCCCCUCGGGUUACAAGGAAGAGAUCAUUGCAGGUGAAUGCUGCAGCAGGUGUCUACCUACAGCUUGCACCAUUCAGCUCCGGGGAGGACAGAUCGUCACUCUAAAGGCUGGGGAGACUCUCCAGGAUGGCUGUGACAGCCACUUGUGCAAGGUCAACGAGAGAGGAGAGUACAUCUGGGAGAAGAGGGUCACGGGCUGCCCGCCCUUUGAUGAGCACAAAUGUCUGGCUGAGGGCGGGAAAAUCAUGAAAAUUCCAGGCACUUGCUGUGACACAUGUGAGGCUCCUGAGUGCAAGGACGUUGUUGCCAGGGUGCAGUACGUCAAAGUGGGCAGCUGUCAGUCCGAGGAGGAAGUGGACAUUCACUAUUGCCAGGGUAAAUGUGCCAGCAAAGCCGUGUACUCCAUCGACACAGAGGACGUGCAGGACCAGUGUUCCUGCUGCUCGCCCACGCGCACCGUGCCCAUGCAAGUGCCCCUGCGCUGCACCAACGGCUCCAUCGUCCACCAUGAGAUCCUCAACGCCAUGCAGUGCAGGUGCUCCCCCAGGAAGUGCAGCAAGUGAGGCCCCAUGGACUGGGCAUGGGCCUCCUGCCCCGCCCUACCCAAGUGGUACUCAUCCUCUGCAGCCCUGAUCCUGCCGCCCUGGGCCCACAAUAAAGGCCAAUCUCUCAU